Messenger RNA from Lotus japonicus, 3961 nucleotides. Its product is annotated as kinesin-like protein KIN-4A. Gene Ontology annotation, biological process: microtubule-based movement; mitotic spindle organization. Gene Ontology annotation, molecular function: microtubule motor activity; ATP binding; microtubule binding. The transcript is spliced from 26 exons. The record is from RefSeq and is a predicted model, not a curated record. Lineage: Eukaryota; Viridiplantae; Streptophyta; Magnoliopsida; Fabales; Fabaceae. Bases 161 to 3235 code for a protein of 1024 amino acids.
CUCUUUCCUUCUCCUCUUCCUCUGUAGUUACUGCAACAACUCUAACACACAAUGAGAACGAUUGCACGAGCUCAUUGAUCUUCUUCUUCUUCUUCUUCUUCUUCUUCUUCUUCUUCUCUUCACACUGAUCUUCUUCUUCUUCUCUCGCUCCCUUGCAUUGAUGGUGAUGGAAGCAGGGGAAGAUUGUUGCGUGAAGGUUGCAGUCCACGUUCGACCGCUCAUAAGCGAAGAGAAGCUUCAAGGUUGCAAAGACUGCGUAACCGUUGUUCCAGGGAAGCCUCAGGUACAAAUUGGUACUCAUUCCUUUACAUUUGAUCAUGUUUAUGGGAGUACUGGUUCUCCCCCGUCUGCCAUGUUUGAUGAAUGUGUUGCUUCUCUUGUUGAUGGCUUGUUCCAAGGAUAUAAUGCUACUGUUCUUGCAUAUGGUCAGACUGGUUCUGGAAAAACAUACACCAUGGGCACUGGAUUUAAAGAUGGUUGCCAGACAGGAAUAAUACCUCAAGUUAUGAGUGUCUUGUUUAGCCAAAUUGAGACCUUAAAGCAUCAGAUUGAGUUUCAGCUGCAUGUUUCCUUUAUUGAGAUUCUUAAAGAAGAAGUAAGAGACUUGCUGGAUCCAUCCUCAAUGAACAAACAAGAUACUGCAAAUGGAAAUGGACAUGCAGGAAAAGUGACUAUUCCUGGGAAACCGCCAAUACAAAUUCGUGAGACGUCAAAUGGUGUAAUCACCUUAGCAGGAUCUACUGAAGUCAGCGUUACAUCACUAAAAGAAAUGGCUGCUUGCCUAGUACAAGGAUCAUUGAAUAGAGCAACUGGGAGCACAAAUAUGAACAACCAAUCCAGUCGCUCACAUGCCAUCUUCACCAUCACAUUAGAGCAAAUGCGGAAGCUCAGUAGUCCUACCGAGAUCAGUUCAAAUGAUACCAUGAAUGAAGAGUAUCUUUGUGCCAAGUUGCACUUAGUAGAUCUUGCUGGAUCAGAACGAGCUAAAAGAACAGGUUCUGAUGGUCUGCGUUUUAAGGAAGGAGUUCACAUUAACAAAGGCCUUCUAGCACUCGGUAAUGUAAUCAGUGCGCUUGGUGAUGAAAAGAAGAGAAAGGAAGGCGCUCAUGUUCCUUAUAGGGAUAGUAAACUCACUAGGCUUUUACAGGAUUCUCUUGGUGGUAACAGCCGUACUGUUAUGAUAGCCUGCAUAAGUCCUGCUGAUAUUAAUGCCGAAGAAACCCUUAACACUUUGAAGUAUGCAAAUCGUGCACGCAAUAUCCAAAAUAAGCCUGUUGUCAAUAGAGAUCCCAUGUCCAAUGAGAUGCUAAAAAUGCGACAACAACUAGAGUGUUUGCAAGCAGAACUUUGUGCUCGUUCUGGUGGCUCUUCUGGGGAAGUUCAGGUCCUCAAGGAAAGGAUUGCUCGGCUCGAAGCAGCCAAUGAGGGUCUUUGCCGUGAACUUCAUGAAUACCGUAGCAGAUGCUCUGUGGUAGUACCAAGCGAAAAGGAUGAUUAUGAUGAUAGCACAUGCAAAGUAAAGACUGAUGGGCUUAAAAGGGGCUUGCCUAUCACAACCUCUGAUUAUCCAAUGAGUGAAACAACAGGGGGUUCAAGGGAAAUUGAAGAAGUAGCAAAAGAGUGGGAGCAUGCACUUCUGCAAAAUAGCAUGGAUAGAGAGUUACAUGAACUGAAUAAACGAUUGGAGGAGAAGGAGUCUGAGAUGAAGCUUUUUGGAGUGCCUGAUGCUGAAGCACUCAAGCAGCACUUUGGAAGGAAGAUAGUAGAACUUGAGGAUGAGAAGAGAGCUGUCCAGCAAGAGAGGGACCAUCUUUUGGCUGAAGUUAAUGGACAAACACAGAAAUCAGAGGAUAUCCAUGCCCAAAAAUUAAAAGCACUUGAAGCCCAGAUUCUGGAUCUGAAGAAGAAACAGGAGAGCCAGGUCCAGCUUCUGAAGCAAAAGCAAAAAAGUGAUGAAGCAGCCAAGCGUCUGCAAGAUGAAAUACAAUCUAUAAAAGCUCAAAAGGUUCAAUUACAACAAAGGAUAAAACAAGAGGCAGAACAGUUUCGGCAGUGGAAGGCUUCUAGAGAGAAAGAGCUGCUGCAAUUAAGGAAAGAAGGAAGAAGAAACGAGUUCGAGAGGCAUAAGCUGCAAGCUCUGAAUCAGCGCCAGAAAAUGGUCCUUCAGAGAAAGACAGAAGAAGCUGCAAUGGCCACCAAGAGGUUAAAGGAGUUGUUAGAAGCUCGUAAAUCUUCCAGAGACACUUCAGUUACAAUGAACGGAAAUGGAACAAAUGGACAGAGAAAUGAUAAGUCCUUACAACGGUGGCUUGAUCACGAGCUAGAAGUCAUGGUAAAGGAGCAUGAAGUUCGUUUUGAGUAUGAGAAGCAGAGCCAAGUACGGGCUGCUCUUGCAGAAGAGUUAGCCAUGCUGAAACAAGUAAAUGAGUUUGCUGCCAAGGGUUUCAGUCCACCAAGAGGAAAGAAUGGAUUUGCAAGAGCAUCCUCUAUGUCGGUAAAUGCAAGAAUGGCUAGAAUAGCUUCACUUGAGAACAUGAUGAGCAUAUCAUCUAAUUCACUAGUGGCAAUGGCUUCUCAACUUUCUGAGGCAGAAGAAAGAGAACGGGCCUUCACUAAUCGUGGCCACUGGAACCAGUUGCGCUCAAUGGGGGAAGCCAAGAAUUUGCUUCAAUAUAUGUUUAAUUCUCUUGCAGACAACAGGUGCCAAGCGUGGGAGAAGGACAUGGAGAUCAGAGAGAUGAAAGAUCAAAUCAAAGAACUCGUAGGUCUGUUACGGCAAAGUGAGAUUAAGAGAAAGGAAGUUGAGAAGGAACUAAAAGUGAGAGAGCAAGCUGUUGCAACCACAUUGGCUACACCAAUUUCUGGAAACUCUCCAAAUUUAUUGAAACAACAUGUUGAAGACAUUCAGGAACAUUUAUCUCCAGAUUCUGUGCCAGUGCAGAAACAGCGCAAAUAUACACCAGGCAUUGCUAAUGGCCAACUGAGGGAAUCUGCUGCAUAUAUAGAUCAGAGUAGAAUGAUGGUACCCAUUGGGCAACUCUCAAUGAAAAAACUAGCAGUUGCAGGACAAGCUUCUGGCAAGCUAUGGAGGUGGAAAAGAAGCCAUCAUCAAUGGCUGUUACAAUUCAAAUGGAAGUGGCAGAAGCCCUGGAGACUUUCUGAACGGAUCCGACACAGUGAUGAGACGAUCAUGAGAGCAAGGCCACGUUCACAGGCUUUGCCGCAUGUCGUGUGAAUCUGAUCCUUAUUGUGAUCAGCCAUUUGCUGUGGCUCCCUUUUCAUUAUUUAACCUGCAAUGAUCCUAGACACAAGGCAUUGGAAAGAACCGGAAACUAGGUGCAGCCGUACAGCUGCAGUUUGAUGUAAAUGGUUGCUAACAAUACAUACAUCCCCAUCAGUCUCGGUUUAUAAUGUCCAAAUAUUGGAAGCGUUUCUGUAGUUACUGCAUAUGGAGCAUCUUGUGAGGUGUGUUAAAAUGUAGCCGAAAGCUACGCAAAAAAUUAAAGCAUAGGAGAUAGUUGCUUGCUUGAAGGCAUUGGUAAAGAUCUUUCCAGACAAAUUAUCUUGGAAGAUUAACUGUCAUACAUAAUACACUGGAAGGGAAGAAAAAAGAGGAAAUACUCUUUUGUCAAGUCUUUGUAUUGAGGGUUUUCUAUUUUUUGGUUUACAGAAAUGGUGACAUCUCUAGGAAGGAGAUGACACCUCUAAUCUUAUUAGUGGGUAGGGCCUGUAUUGAGGGUUUUAAAUUCCUUAGUGCAAGUUUUUAUGAUCUUACUGUGUUUGAGUCAAUCAUUAAUUUUUGUUGAUAUGAACAUUGUACCAUUCAUCUGUCACAUAGCAACAAAAGGAAAUUCUCUAUUUUUUAUUCUUAGGGCUUGUGUGUGAAGAACAUUACUUACUAUAUUGACAGAGGUUGUAAUCUACCAUACAGAUUUUGUAGCAAGAGGGUGAUGAUAAACAA